AUGCCGCCACAAGUAAUAAAUCUUGUGGACUACGACGACGAGGACGAAGAAGAAGUAAUCAAUUUGGUGGAUCAUCACGACGACGAUAAUGUUGAGGAAGAAAACGUUAGUUGGCUUCCGAAAAAGAACAUAGGUGAGACUAGUGCUCAUAGGUUUCGGGUCGAUGACAAUUCAACGAUAGCUUCCAGAUCCACAAUGGGGCAUCUGGAUCAAAAUUUGAUACAGCUUCCGUUGUACGAUGCCAUGAUGUGUACUGCAGCUACUCUUUUGGAACAGUCUCGAGAGGAGGAGGAAUCACCGUAUAUUGUCCAUUCCAACAAGCAAUUACGAUAUGUGGAAGAUCGAGAGGAAGCAGAAAUGUAUUUUGACUGCGCGAGCGAUCCAAGAGAACUCUGGUUUGGUUGCCUACUGGAUGCUGCUGGAGAAGCCGCCGAAUUCCUUGGAGAAGGUCUUGUUGGCGCGAGCAACAGGGGUCAUGAGCGCGCAACAAACCGUUUACUUGAGAGGCGGAAACGCUUGGAUACAGGUAAUAAUAGAGUCCAUCCCGAUAUUCCAGAAAUUGUGGAUGUAUGCGACAUUCAAGACCAAGAAGAACAAGAAGAGGCUCGACUAAGCCACCAAAAACACCAAAAAGACAUGGAGAUGCUGCUGCCGGAAAAGAAGAAAGACCCGCCAACCAAGCAAGAGCUCGAAGAAGCUACCUUCCCUCUGCUCGAGAUCCACGUUCCAGAUACUAUAGAGGAGGAGGACGAAAACAAGAAGGACGACGACGACAUGAGUAAACUAUAG
Cylindrotheca closterium is the source of this 789-nucleotide messenger RNA. NCBI's taxonomy places the organism in Eukaryota, Bacillariophyta, Bacillariophyceae, Bacillariales, Bacillariaceae. The record is from the annotation of a GenBank genome assembly.